Labeo rohita (rohu) is the source of this 2345-nucleotide messenger RNA. It is a transcript of the gene card19, whose product is annotated as caspase recruitment domain family, member 19. The coding region runs from base 49 to 630 and encodes 193 amino acids. NCBI's taxonomy places the organism in Eukaryota, Metazoa, Chordata, Actinopteri, Cypriniformes, Cyprinidae. Gene Ontology annotation, cellular component: mitochondrion. The transcript has 6 exons. The record is from RefSeq and is a predicted model, not a curated record.
ACUUCCGGUAAUUCUCGCCACGGUCUCCGCCCCUCCACAUACAAUGUAAUGGGCGUUUCCAAAACAAAAGACAGCAGAGGGCACUUCAAAAUGGGAGAGAGCUUUCUUGAACAACUGCGAAUAGACAGCCGGUUUCUGAAACUGGAUCAACGUCUCGAUACAGAACUGGUGGAUAAACUCAUCCUGCAGCUCAACAGAAUCUACCCACAGAUCCUGACUGACAAGGAGGCCUCCAAAUACAGGGAUUUGGAUGUGCCUACGUGUAUCAGGCUGGCGGAGCUGCUGUCUCAUCUACAGGACAAAGGAGAGGAGGCAUGUCGAGAGUUUUACCGCGCAGUGCACCUCCACGCGGAGGAUGUUUAUUUCAGCUUACCCACACGCCUCCGACUCAGAGAUUCUGGUGAACCCAUCGCCCCAAUCCCGAGUCCCAAGGACAGAUAUGUAAUGAAUGACCACAGUCCGCUUUUCUUUCUUAGUUGUUUCAGUGUGGCUGUAGGAGCAGCUCUGCUGUAUUACUAUGGUGAGUCCAAGCAAGUGUCAGGCUCCAGCAGCGCUCUUGGUCUGGCUGCGAUGGGCCUUAGUAGAAAAGUGCGGGACGUUCUCAUCUGGUACACGGAAGAUGGAAAAUAAUGGAUUUUUUGCUGCCUUAAAAAGAAUUUAGAAAAUGCGAUCCGUUUCAAAAAAUGUCAAAAAAUAUUUAAAUUCAGGUUUUAAAAAAAUAUGUACAUACUAUGUAUAUACAGAAUUUUAAAUCCAAAGAUUUAAUUUCAAUAUUUCAUGCCUAAAUCUCUUGUUAUAUUUUUAAAUAUAGCAAUAUAAUGGUUUAUAUAACUACUUAAGAUCUGUAAUCAAACAUUAGAGUCAUGCAUUUGAAAUAAUAGCCAUUUAUAUGCAAUACCAGGAGCAGGAACUCAUUACUUUUUAAGGAAUGUUGGAUAGGAACCAAACUUGCUACUUACGCAUAAGUAUUGAAUUGAAGUUGAAACGUAGAGCUGCUCUGUUAAUGAUGCAACCCUUAUUUUGUUUGUGCAUUUGUUUUAUUGUACUUCAAAAACAGAACUCAUUAUUAUUUAUAUAUUAUUCAUAGUCAAUACAUAUUUCACUUCUCACAGACUUGGGACUUGCUAAGAGAUUAUAGUAGUAAAAUUUAAACACAGAGGUUUAUAAUUCACUACACCAUUUAGUACACUACCAGUCAAAAGUUUUUGAACGCCAAGAUUUUUAAUGUUUUUAAAGAAGUUUCUUCUGCUCACCAAGCCUGCGUUUAUUUCAUCCCAAGUACAGCAAAAAUUAAAUAUUUUUACUAUUUAAAAAUAACUGUUUCUAUUUGAAUAUAUUUUAAAAUGUAUUUUAUUCCUGUGAUCAAAGCUAUAUUUUCAGCAUUAUCACUUCAGUGUCACAUGAUCAUUCAGAGAUCAUUCUAAUAUGCUGAUUUGCUGUUCAGGAAACAUUUUUUAUUAAUAAUAUCAAUAUUUAAAACAGUUGAGUACAUUUGUUUUGGGAUUCUUUGAUGAAUAGAAAUCCAAUUUUUUAUUUUUUUUUUUAAUACAAAUUAAUACUUUUAUUUAGCAAGGAUGCUUUAAAUUGCUGAAAAGUGAUGAUAAAGAUUUUUAAUGUUACAGAAGAUUUCGAUUUGAGAUAAAUGCUAUUCUUCUGAAAAUUGUUUUCAACAAAAAUAUUUUUUUUUUUUAGAAGCAGAUCAGUAUAUUAGAAUGAUUUCUGAAGGAUCAUGUAACUGGAGUAAUGAUGCUAAAAAUUCAGCUUUGAAAUCACAGAAAUAAAUUACAUUUUAAAACAUAUUUAAAUAGAAAACAGUUCUUUUAAAUAGUAAAAAUAUUUUUAAAUUUUCUUGUUUUUGCUGUACUUUGAAUAAAAUAAAUGCAGGUUUGGAGAGCAAAAGUGAAUUCUUUAAAAACAUUAAAAAUCGUACUGUUCAAAAACUUUUGACUGGUAGUGUACAUGGGUAAACUUGACAAAUCAAAUAGAUCAAAUCAAAGUCAGAAUAUUUUGAGACAAAAUAAAUACUACAGGUAAAUCUGAACCUCUGAGUAUUAGGAGUUUGUUACUUUGUAAUACAUUUUUUGUGGGCUAAGAUUUCAACAAAUAUGUUUAUAUUGUUUGCUUACUUUUAUACUAGCAGUAUGUUUGUACUGGUUUGUGUACUAAUAAUUAAUAUUGUCAAAUUACUCCUGUGGCCUUUUUUCUGCAGUGCAAUUUUAAGUGUUUUGUAAAACUUUGGGCCUACAAAUUGUUCAGAUGGGGCACAUUCACAAUAGUUACAUGAAAAACACUAUAUUUUGUCAGGGGAUAAAAAAUGAUUAGUCUAAAUAAAACUCUAAAACUGU